Molecule: messenger RNA, 2266 nt
Organism: Trachemys scripta elegans
Lineage: Eukaryota; Metazoa; Chordata; Testudines; Emydidae
Gene: USF1
Product: upstream transcription factor 1
Exons: 11
Coding region: 206-1144 (312 amino acids)
Biological process (GO): regulation of transcription by RNA polymerase II
Molecular function (GO): RNA polymerase II cis-regulatory region sequence-specific DNA binding; DNA-binding transcription factor activity, RNA polymerase II-specific; protein dimerization activity
Source: RefSeq, a predicted model, not a curated record
CUGCACGGUAAUGGCGGCAGCAGCGGCGGUGCGGGGGGAGGGGGCGUUGGGCGAGUGCGCAUGUGCAAAUCUCCAUGGAGAGAAAAGGGGGUGAGAGCGCAAGAGGGAUAAAGGGAAAAAACAGGGUUUGGAAAACAAGGCUGUGAAGUGAGAGGCACAGGGAGACUCUGAGACCUGCCCUUCUGAUGCAUAACAGAGCAAAGAGAUGAAGGGACAGCAGAAAGCGGCUGAGACUGAAGAGGGCACUGUGCAGAUCCAGGAAGGUGCAGUGGCGACAGGCGAAGAUCCCACCAGCGUUGCCAUUGCCAGCAUCCAGUCGGCGGCCACUUUCUCCGACCCCAACAUCAAGUAUGUCUUUCGCACAGAGAAUGGCGGGACUCAGGUGAUGUAUAGGGUGAUACAGGUGGCGGAGGGGCAGCUGGAUGGGCAGACAGAGGGCACCGGCGCCAUCAGCGGCUAUCCUGCAGCACAGUCCAUGACCCAGGCUGUUAUCCAGGGUGCAUUUACCAGCGAAGAUGCUGUUGAAACAGAAGCCACAGCCACGGAGACCCACUACACGUACUUCCCCACAACAGCCGUGGCAGACACCAGCACCUCCGCCGGUGCGGGGACCACGGCCACCGCGGUGGUGACCACCCAGAACUCAGAGGCCCUCCUGGGGCAGGCCACACCCACUGGUACAGGGCAGUUCUUUGUGAUGAUGUCACCCCAGGAAGUUCUGCAGGGCGGAGCUCAGAGAUCUAUCGCGCCCAGGAAUCACCCCUACUCUCCGAAGUCCGAAGCUCCUCGGACGACCCGGGAUGAGAAACGCCGAGCACAACACAAUGAAGUGGAGCGCCGCCGCAGGGACAAGAUCAACAACUGGAUUGUGCAGCUCUCCAAGAUCAUCCCAGACUGCUCCAUGGAGAACACCAAGUCAGGGCAGAGUAAGGGAGGGAUCCUCUCCAAAGCCUGUGACUACAUCCAGGAGCUGCGGCAGAGCAACCACCGCCUUUCCGAGGAGCUGCAGGGCCUCGACCAGCUGCAGAUGGACAAUGACGUCUUGCGGCAGCAGGUGGAAGAUCUCAAGAACAAGAACCUGAUUCUGCGGGCGCAGCUGCGUCAGCACGGGGUGGAGAUCAUCAUCAAGAACGACACCCACUGACUGGCGAGGGGUGUGGGGGGAGCGGCUGAACCCCCGGCCUCGGGGUCUGCCAAGGCACAAGGCGAGGAGGGACCCCCCCAGUCACGACUGCCCGCAGGAGACCGUUCUCGCCUGCCGAUGUUCCUGAACUGCAGCGCCUCGCUCUUGCUGUACAGACCCGAAAGCAGCAGCGUCGGCGUCCUGGGGCUGAACCCAGCGCUCGGGCCUCCCCUCAGAGCUCCCCCGAGCCUGACCCAGAGCCUCCGCCUGCCCUGCCUCCCCCUAGAGCUCCCACCCAGCCUGGGCCAGAGACUCGGCCUGCUGCCCCCCUCCCCGGCGGAGCUGGUUUGAAUAAAGAAGCUGACGCUGUCUCUUUAAAAAGUAUUUUUCUUGCUGUGGUGGAACGAACUGGUGUUCUGCUCCCGGCAUGGCCCCCGCUUGUGGGCAGCCAGGCAGGGCGCGCGCGUGGGCCUCUGUGCCCAGUCACGAUGCCACGCAUGCUUGUGUUCGCCCACAGCUACGUCUCCCCUUGGUAGCUCUCCCGCGCAUGUGCACACAAUCUCAGGCCUGCCCAGUAGCACGUCCACCCAUCAGCCCCACGCACCCGCCCACGCGUAUCCUCUCUCCCGCGUGCUGUCACGUCCUCGUCACCGCCGGCUGAGCAGACACACACACUCUGUCCCGUUUCACCCCUUGCCUUGACACUUUCCUCUCCCCAGCCCGGCUCAUCUCCCCCCCUGCUCCUACAGGGAGCCGGUCACUUCUCCCGGAGCCGGCUCCGGCACCCGCCCCCACCCAUGUGCUGCCUUGAGCCGUUCCUCCCUGGUGCCCUCACCACCCCCAGCCUGGGCUGUUCGAGCAUGUGCCAGGGAGGGCAGCUACCAGCAUUGGGGAAACACUGCUGUUCCCCGGCUGUGCCUGGAGUGCGUUAGCCUGUCUCCGGCUGGCCUUCCCUGCAGGUGCUGUCAGCUGAGCCACUGAUCCUUUCGCUGUGGGGGAGGCGGAUGACGUUGUACCGGGGGCAGCCCCUGCCCCCCCCCAUCCCCUCCCAUGGCUGGCACUGCCUGGUUCUGCUGGUCUCUGACUUUUUUUAAUUCUCUGAAUUUAAAAAGCAGAAUAAAUAAAAAUAGUGAUUUGUUUUUC